GCAGCAGCAGAAGCAGCAGCAGCAGCAGCAGCAGCAGCAGCAGCAGCAGCAGCAGCAGCAGCAGCAGCAGCAGCAGCAGCAGAAGCAGAAGCAGAAGCAGAAGAAGACUCUGAUCCAGUCACCGAAUCAGGGUGAUGGCUUUCCUUCCCAGCCUAUCCAUGGAAACCUGGACUUUACUAGUGGCUUGUGGCACUCUGCUGCUAUUAUAUGGGAUCUGGCCAUAUAGCAUUUUUAAGAAGCUGGGUAUUCCUGGGCCAAGGCCUCUUCCAUUCUUUGGGACAUUUCUUGAAUAUCGUAAUGGAAUUUUGGACUUUGACCAGAAAUGUUUUAAGAGAUAUGGCAAAAUGUGGGGGUUUUAUGAUGGCAGAGUGCCUGUCCUAGCCAUUAUGGACCCAGCCUUCAUCAAAAUAGUUUUAGUGAAAGAGUUUUACACACUCUUCACCAACCGUCGGAAUUUUGGUUUAAAUGGAAAUUUGGAGUCUGCCAUCACCGUUGCUGAAGGAGAGAAGUGGAAGUGGAUCCGGACCAUUAUAUCCCCAACAUUUACGAGUGGGAAACUCAAAGAGAUGUUUCCUCUUAUCAAACACCAUGGAGAUGUUCUGGUGCAAAACAUCAAGAAGAAAGUGGCCAAAGAUGAGUCUGAGAAUAUGAAGAAUGUAUUUGGGGCCUACAGCCUAGAUGUCAUCACCAGUACAUCUUUUGGCGUGGACAUCGACUCCAUUAACAACCCCAAUGACCCCUUGCUUGUCCGCAUCAAGAAGCUGCUCUCUCUCAGCUUUUUAAGUCCUCUCUUUAUCUUAAUAAUGGUGUUUCCUUCUCUUGUGCCCAUAUUGAACAAAAUGAAUUUGAGUCUCUUCUCUAAAGAAAUUGUGACCUUUCUUGAGAACUCAGUACGGCGUAUCAUCAAAGACCGGCAAAAAAACAACAGCAGGGAUCGGAUAGAUUUCUUGCAAUUAAUGAUUGACUCCCAGGCCAUGAAUGAUCCUGGAUCUGAGGAGAGGAAUAACUCCCCAAAAGCUCUAACUGAAGUGGAGAUUGUUGCUCAGGCAGUUACCUUUCUUUUUGCUGGCUAUGAAACUACAAGCUCAACCCUCAACUUUGUUGCUUAUAACUUAGCCACCCAUCCUGAAAUCCAGAAGAAACUCCAUGAGGAGAUAGAGCAUAAUCUACCAAACAAGGCAGCCCCCACCUAUGAUACCAUCUUCCAGAUGGAAUAUCUGGACAUGGUGGUGAAUGAGACACUCAGGCUUUUCCCUCAAGGAGGACGCAUAGAGAGAGUCUGCCAGAAAACUACUGAAAUCAAUGGGGUAACCAUUCCCAAGGGGACAGUGAUGAUGGUCCCUGUCUAUGUUCUGCAUCAUGACCCAGAGUACUGGUCAGAACCUGAAGAGUUCCGUCCUGAAAGGUUUGAUGAAGAAGGAAGAAAAUCCAUCGACCCAUAUGUAUUCCUGCCCUUUGGAGCUGGUCCUCGGAACUGCAUUGGAAUGAGAUUUGCCCUGCUGACCAUGAAGACUAUCCUGGUCAUGCUCUUACAGAAUUUCACAUUGGAGCCCUGUAAAGAGACCCCGAUUCCCUUGGAAUUAGACACAAAGGGUUUUAUGCAGCCCAAGAAGCCAAUCAUUCUGAAGCUUGUGCCUAAAACAAGACUUGAUUCUGAGGAAUAGAAAACAAGGGCUUGAAGUCAUCAAAAGAAGUCUCUUCACUCUCCUUUACCCUCGCAUCACUCCCUGAACCCCAUUAAUAAAGAAUAAUAAUUUA
Messenger RNA from Dromiciops gliroides (monito del monte), 1758 nucleotides. RefSeq names its product cytochrome P450 3A21-like. The record is from RefSeq and is a predicted model, not a curated record. NCBI's taxonomy places the organism in Eukaryota, Metazoa, Chordata, Mammalia, Microbiotheria, Microbiotheriidae. Gene Ontology annotation, molecular function: iron ion binding; oxidoreductase activity, acting on paired donors, with incorporation or reduction of molecular oxygen; testosterone 6-beta-hydroxylase activity. Bases 135 to 1664 code for a protein of 509 amino acids. The transcript has 13 exons. Gene Ontology annotation, biological process: steroid metabolic process; oxidative demethylation.